Molecule: messenger RNA, 3200 nt
Organism: Acanthopagrus latus (yellowfin seabream)
Lineage: Eukaryota; Metazoa; Chordata; Actinopteri; Spariformes; Sparidae
Gene: pbx4
Product: pre-B-cell leukemia transcription factor 4
Exons: 9
Coding region: 617-1762 (381 amino acids)
Biological process (GO): animal organ morphogenesis; neuron development; regulation of transcription by RNA polymerase II
Cellular component (GO): nucleus
Molecular function (GO): RNA polymerase II cis-regulatory region sequence-specific DNA binding; DNA-binding transcription factor activity, RNA polymerase II-specific
Source: RefSeq, a predicted model, not a curated record
AGUCUGUGGUGAUACGAGUUCAAUGGUCAACGCGACGCGCACCGCUCGCGCAGCCCAGAACAUCCCACAUACUCGCGCGACAUCAAUAACAAUGGCAAACCGUAGUCUGUUUUGGUAGGAGAAAUCUGAUUGGAGCUAGACGGUCCGAAAGCUUAGUCCCCGUGUUCACGUCUUAUUUCUUUUUUUUCUUUAGAUUUGGCGAGUUUUCAUUUGAGCACAGAAGUGUUCGUCUAUUGUUGUAUUUUUUCGUUUUUACAUUUCUUUUUGAAAAUGUGCGAGGCGCUGUUGGCAAGCUCACACAGUCUGUGCAUGUGUGUCCCUGCUGCUCUUCUGCUGGGCUACAGCUACUAACCUAGCUGCUUUUCACUCGGCGCUUAGCUAACGCUAGCCUGGCCGCGUUUAUUGACUUGAGGGGAAAAACCACAAGCGAAUGUAAAGCGUGUUCGUACGAUCCGUUUUAUGACAAUAGUCCUUUAUUAUUUUCUAAUCGUUGCAGUCGGGUACGGUAAGAAGUAUUGUAUGAUUUGUCGUAGAAGAUACUUUGCUGGCUAGCUAACAGGCUAGCUAUUUGUGUGUAUUCUUCGACUGAGGAAAACGGCGAGUUUUCUUUGAAAGUAUGGAUGACCAGACCAGGAUGAUGACGGGUCUCACCGGACUCGGUGGACUACAACAAGCCGAUGUCGGUGACCCAGACUCGGUUAGAAAACAGCAGUCCCUCGGUCAGCCUCAACAAGACAUAGGGGAUAUCCUACAGCAAAUAAUGGCCAUCACCGACGAAAGCCUGGACGAAGCACAGGCCAGAUGCUGGCCAGAGGACUCGCCGGCGCAUUGGGGUGGAUCAGACGACCCCACAGAGGGAGGGAGAGCAGGGGGGGGCAUGGCAGGGGGUGGCCUGCCACUCAACUUCCAGCACAGGAAGCAUGCCCUGAACUGUCACAGAAUGAAGCCAGCCCUUUUCAGCGUUCUCUGCGAGAUCAAAGAGAAGACGGUGCUGAGUAUACGAGGCGUGCAGGAGGAGGACCCCCCAGAUCCCCAGAUCAUGCGAUUGGACAACAUGCUGCUAGCAGAGGGUGUGUCGGGACCAGAAAAGGGUGGAGGAUCGGCUGCAGCGGCUGCAGCUGCAGCAGCAGCAGGGGGCUCGCCCACCGACAGUAGCAUUGAACACUCGGACUACAGAGCCAAGCUUGCCCAGAUCCGCCAGAUCUAUCACUCUGAGCUGGAAAAAUACGAACAGGCAUGCAGCGAGUUCACCAACCAUGUAAUGAACCUGCUGAGAGAGCAGUCUCGCACACGGCCCAUCUCUCCCAAAGAGAUUGAGCGCAUGGUGGCCAUCAUCCACCGCAAGUUCAGCUCCAUUCAGAUGCAGCUCAAACAGAGCACCUGCGAGGCCGUCAUGAUUCUGCGUUCACGCUUCCUUGAUGCCAGACGUAAAAGGCGCAACUUCAACAAGCAAGCCACAGAGGUGCUGAACGAGUAUUUCUACUCCCACCUGUCCAACCCUUACCCCAGUGAGGAAGCCAAGGAGGAACUGGCCAAAAAGUGUGGGAUCACUGUGUCUCAGGUCUCUAAUUGGUUUGGCAACAAGAGAAUACGCUACAAGAAGAACAUUGGUAAGUUCCAGGAGGAAGCGAACCUCUACGCAGUCAAAACAGCGGUGGAUGCUGCCAACGUGUCUGCGCAGGCCAGCCAGGCUAACUCUCCCGCAACGCCCAACUCAGGUGGAUACCCUGCACCGUGCUACACACCUGACGGGCGGCUAUGAGGAGCUGUCGGGUAGUGGCCUCUACACCCCUCAUCGCCUGGAUGCUAACAGCUGGCAGGACACCACCAACCCCCCCUCGGUCACCUCCCCUCCUGGUCCUCCUGGCAGCGUCCACUCCGACACCUCCAACUGAUUCGGUGGCUCUCCCUGCCAUCACUUCAUUCCCACUGCAGUCUGCUUUGACUACCAUCCUCUGUCCUCAUUUUUCACUACUCCCUCGUCUCUCAACUAGACAGCCACACAAGGCUGUACUCGCAUUUCAUAAACACACACUGUGCUGGAACACAGGACAGCCGAACAGUAGUUAGGAGGAGUUCUCCCUCCGCCCCACAGCUCCACUUCAAUGCUAGAAGCUCCUUUAACUUGGAAUAAAAGAGGGAUGGAGCUUCCCGAUGCUGAGACAGAUAGCAAACAUCUUUACUAUCAAGGACUUUUUGAAAACCACUGACCCAGCUGUGUAGAUGAUCAUGAUGUCUGUACAUUAUGUGUAUAUGCACGUUAACUUCACACAGUACUCACACAGCUUGUCCAUGUGCUGUUGACCUCUGCACUCGACCCUUUGCUUUGGAAAACUGUGUGUGAUUGCCUGUAUCUGUUGAAGCCUUGGCAUUUGACAGCCAAACUGUUGAUACGGAUCACCAUGGAGCUCUGCUCACCUUGCUCGUACCAAAGUGCUGCCCCAGUAGUUGUCAACACAGCUGUUCCUCCGAGACCACCCUCUGCCAACUCAACUCAACACAACACAAGACGAUGUUGUAUCUUCCAGACCUUUAUAGCUUGAUGUUUCAUUCUGUUGGAGAUUUCAAAGUACUUGAGAUAUGCACAAAUGUGCAUCACCCCUUCCUCCAUAACACACACCUCACAACUUUUCAGUCGUUUUCAUUGUGAGCUGACAUAAAAAGAUGUGUCAAGCACAAAAGUUAGCAUCCUCGUUAUGGGUGUCUCUACCUGUAUUAAGGGUAGUUAAGGGGAUCACUGUUCUAAACCAGACAGGACAGGUGAUAAUAGGGCUGGUGAGAAGAGGAGGAAAGGGCAGAGAGGGGAAGAAUAUCUUUGGUUGAGUGGAUGUGACUAAUAGCCCUUUUUGUUGCUAACCAAUAGAGGGUGUUAGUAGAUGGCUUUUAGACUUAACUUCUUGCUUUCUGUCUACUAGUUUAUUUGAUUGUAGGCUAUUUUCUAAUGCUGUUUCACCAAGAAUGCACCAGCCACCACCAAAAAUGAGCUCAAUAAAGCAUCUAAAUGACGUUAGGAGAAGGUCGGAGAGAUUGUGGGGCACUGAUGUGUUAUUGGGACAAAUGUGACAUGAAAUUUAGAAACGUGACUGUCUUCCAUGCAUGUAGGACUUCUAGGCGUGAUAUUAUUGUUUUCAUUUAACUUUCCAAGUUUUUAGCUUCGUUUUUAUUAACAAAAAAAAUAAAGGGUAUAAUUAUUACAGUCA